Messenger RNA from Aspergillus nomiae NRRL 13137, 540 nucleotides. RefSeq names its product putative DRAP deaminase. The record is from RefSeq and is a predicted model, not a curated record. The transcript has a single exon. NCBI's taxonomy places the organism in Eukaryota, Fungi, Ascomycota, Eurotiomycetes, Eurotiales, Aspergillaceae. Gene Ontology annotation, molecular function: catalytic activity. Bases 1 to 540 code for a protein of 179 amino acids.
AUGACAUCCGCAACCUGUCACCCAAACUUCGCAGCUGGAGACCAUCAAGCGUAUAUGGAAUAUGCCCUCGAAAAAGCCCGUCUGUCCCCUCCUGCGCCUACGAAGUUUUGCGUGGGCGCAGUGCUAGUCGAUGCGGAUCGAAAUGAAAUUUUAUCAACCGGCUAUUCAAUGGAACUUCCAGGAGACAGACCCGGAGACCCUGGCAGCACACACGCUGAGCAAUGCUGCCUGAUCAAGAUCGCGGAAAGGUACAACGUGACGGAAGAAGAGUUGGGUACAGUGUUGCCGAAGAACACCAUUCUUUAUACGACUAUGGAGACAUGCAGGAAGAGGUUAAGCGGUAAUAGAACCUGCACGGAAAGGAUUCUGAGACUUGCGAAUCGAAUCAAAGUUGUGUAUGUGGGAAUCAAGGAACCAGGGGUGUUCAUCGCUGAGAACAUCGGGAGAAGUAUAUUGGAGGAUGCAGGUGUUGAGGUCAAAUAUGUGGAGGGAAUGCAGCAUCGUAUCUUUGAAGUCGCUACUGCGGGGCACCAGAAUUAG